UCCUAACUCGCUCCAUGUUAGACUGAAGUGUGUGAAAGUACUGGUGAAGGACUCGCGUGUGUUCAGAUAUUUCAGCGCGUUAAUGGACUAACCGAGACAUAAACGAGACGAGCGGCAGAGAGGCUGUGCAUAUAGCAUGAUAAGUUGAGAUCUCCUCACACCAGAUGAGGGACGAUGUUGGCCAUGGAUCAAGGCGUAGUGGAGGAGUGGCUGUCUGAGUAUAAGACUCUUCCAGAGACGGCCGUCUCCAGCUAUGCCGCCUCUCUGAAGGACAAGGGCUCUCUGGUUCCAGCGCUUUACAAAGUUAUUCGGGAAAAUUACAGUGAUCUGCUGGAGCCGGUGUGUCAUCAGUUGUUCGAGUUUUACCGCAGCGGCGAGCCGCGUCUUCAGCGCUUUACUCUGCAGUUCUUGCCGGAGCUGGUGUGGAGUUACCUGUCCGUCACGGCCUGCCGAGACCCGCACUGCAGCGGCUGCAUCGAGGCUCUUCUGCUCGGCAUAUACAACCUGGAAAUCGUUGAUAAAGACGGGCAGAGUAAAGUGCUGUCGUUCACCAUCCCUUCCUUAUCCAAGCCAUCAGUUUACCACGAGCCGUCCUCGUUUGGCUCUCUGGCCUUGACGGAAGGAGCCUUAGCCAAUCACGGCUUGAGUCGAGUGGUUUACAGCGGCCCGCACCUGCAGCGAGAGACCUUUACAGCACAGAACAGGUUUGAAGUCCUGACGUUUCUGCUGCUGUGUUAUAAUGCGGCUCUGAGCUACAUGACCAGCUCGUCCCUGCAGUCUCUGUGUCAGCUCAGCUCCAGAGUUUCUAUCUGUGGUUAUCCAAGGCAACAGUUGCGGCGGUAUAAAGGCAUCAGCGCGCGGCUGAUGGUCACGUCAGAGUUCCUGGUGCAGCUCAUCACGGGGAUUCAUUUUGCACUGUGUAACGGUGAAGUGGACCUGGGCUCCAAGGCUCUGGAUGAUGUGCUGUACCGGUCUCAGCUGGAGCUCUUCCCAGAAGCCCUGCUGGUGGGAAACGCCAUCAAAUCGUCUCUUCACGGCGCUACUCUGAAGUCUAAUAAAGAGGGCACUCGGUCCAUCCAGGUGGAGAUCACUCCCACCGCCUCCCGGAUCUCCAGGAACGCCGUCACCAGCCUGUCUAUCCGAGGCCAUCGCUGGAAACGCCACGACGCAGUGGAUCUGGGUUCCCCGGACGAGCUGACGGAGAUCGCGGAGGUGGACGAGGGAAUCUGCACACAGGUGUCCGGAGCUCAGGGUCAGGCCAGCCCCCCCACCAUCGUCAUCAGCAACAGCGGGGGCGGAGCCAAGCCGACGGGAAAGGGUUUGCGUCGCCUGACGGGCAGAUCCAGCAAAGACAAGGAGAAAGAGAAGGACAUGGAUCAGCUCACGCGCAAGCAGGCGGCCGUCCGCGCCAUGAGCGAGAACCUGGAGCUCCUGUCACUCAAACGCCUGACGCUGACGGCCAGCCAAUCGGUGCCCAAGAGCGGCUCGCUCAGCCUGUCGCGCACCGCCAGCGCCGUCUUCUCGCGCUCGUUCGAGCAGGUCAGCAACGUGUUCUCCGGCGGGAACCAGUCGUCGAGCCGCGCGUCCAGCCCCACGGCCAAUCACGCUCCUGACGGGGGCCUGCCGGACGAGGGCGUGGCCUAUUCCGAGCACUUAAGCCCCGCCCACCAGCAUCGGCAGCGCUCGCCCACCAUCAGUAUCCACGUGACCUCUGACCUGUGACCUUCUGACUACAGUAAUGCGACUCUAACACACACAGGCACAAAACUGCACCUUACAGGAAAGUCGGUCUGUUUCUAGU
This is a messenger RNA of Rhinichthys klamathensis goyatoka, 1801 nucleotides long. It is a transcript of the gene hycc1, whose product is annotated as hyccin PI4KA lipid kinase complex subunit 1. Gene Ontology annotation, cellular component: plasma membrane. The record is from RefSeq and is a predicted model, not a curated record. Lineage: Eukaryota; Metazoa; Chordata; Actinopteri; Cypriniformes; Leuciscidae. Gene Ontology annotation, biological process: phosphatidylinositol phosphate biosynthetic process; protein localization to plasma membrane. The coding region runs from base 175 to 1722 and encodes 515 amino acids. The transcript is spliced from 11 exons.